This is a messenger RNA of Lecanosticta acicola, 1620 nucleotides long. NCBI's taxonomy places the organism in Eukaryota, Fungi, Ascomycota, Dothideomycetes, Mycosphaerellales, Mycosphaerellaceae. The record is from the annotation of a GenBank genome assembly.
AUGCUGGAUGAGAACCUGCCGGCCUUCUUCCUCAAGCCUUCGAGUUCGGGCGCGAAACAUCAACGGGAGAUCUACAGCUCUCACCACGGCAAUGACCCCGUUCCCGCGUAUGCGCUGCGGAAUUUCGAUCCCGCCUCGCCUCUCCAGGCGCACAAGAAUUGCUAUGGCGCCGCGCUCUUUGAUUCCUAUAUCCCGGACGUCGUCUAUGGGGAGGUCAUCGCACGACCGGGUUGGACACAGCCUACUCUCUCGGCGGAAGAGCUCAGACGGAAUGGAGGCGUCCCGCCACCGCCUCAGCCUAUCCUCCCGAGCGAAUUCGUCGUGCAGCUGUACAACCCUGACCAGCAAGUACGGAUAGAAGUAAAAGAGGGGAAAUGGGGUGCGAGCGACUCGUACGAGUUCUCGAUGCCCGAGCGGACAUUCCGCACGCCUUCUGCUAGUAAUCUCGACCGGGGACAGGACGAUCCGGCGACUCUCGCUUCGACUCCGAAGAUCAAUUUUGUCUGGCGCAAGGAGUCUAAGCUAUCGAAAGACCUGACGUGUUACAUGGUUGGGAGGAGCACGGAUGCCUUGCUGGGCAAGAAAGAGCUGAGGAAAGCGAGGAAAGAUCCGGACAUUGCGAUUGCGCUGUGGAGAUCAAUGCGAGAGUUGACGGUCUAUGAGCCCAACCUGCAGAGAUUGGAGCUCGAGGACCCGAAAGGUCUGGAGGUGGUUCUGUUGCUUGGUGCGCUCGUGAUCAGGGAUGUGUACUUUGGGAGCAAGGAUGCGAUAGGGGAGACGUUCAACAUCUCUGACGUUCCAGGGGGAAGGAAACUAUCCGGCGGAGGUCGCAAGCUGUCUAGUCCUCACCAGACGCAUUCUAUUGUUGGGCCGCCAAAUCCGCUUGGCAACCAUCCUCCCCCCACGGCUGCUGGACUUGGUGCUGCCAGUAGAAACGAUGCAAGGCGGAAUUCUUUGCCAAAACUCCAGACCAUACCGCCACAACCCCCGAGACCGACACACGGCGGCGCGCCCCCACCAGCAGAUCCGCGAGCGCAAUGGCAGAUCGACGCAGAGACAGCCCGCCUCAAAGCUCAGGCCGAAGCCGAAGCCAAGGAAGAACGCCGCCGACGGAGGGAACGGGAAAAAGCCGACGAGGCCGAAGCGAAGCGCUUGCAACGGAUGGUCGAGGAGGAAGAAAGAGUGGCAAGGCGGAAACAAGCGGAAAUCGACAAGGAAACGGAACGGCUGAGGAAACAGUACGGCGUGCAACAGAUGCCAGCACAGGCGAAUAGCUCCCGACCUCAAGGACGCCCUGGACAGGGUCGUCUUCAUGCUGGACCCUACAUGCAGCCGAUCCCCCAGCGAACACAGAUGAGCCUGGCUCCUCCUUCUUCUUCGAUGGGUGGUAGUAGUAGUGGAUUGUACAUGCAGCAGCCCAGCGCGAGCAGUAGUGCGGUCAUGAUGAGCGGGGCGAAUGGGAAUGCCAGUAGUCUCACCCUCGGCGGCGCAGGCGCAGGCGCAGGCGCCAAGAAGAAGAAGAGUUUCUUUGGCCUGCGGAGUGCGAGUGAUGAUACUGCGGCGGCGGCGGCGGCGGAGGAGAGGAAGAAGUUGAACAAGAAGAGUAGUGCGAUGUGGUAG